Molecule: messenger RNA, 1690 nt
Organism: Aquila chrysaetos chrysaetos
Lineage: Eukaryota; Metazoa; Chordata; Aves; Accipitriformes; Accipitridae
Gene: ATG4D
Product: autophagy related 4D cysteine peptidase
Molecular function (GO): protein-phosphatidylethanolamide deconjugating activity
Source: RefSeq, a predicted model, not a curated record
CCCUUCCGCCUCCACUUCCGCCCUUCCGCGCGUCGUUCCCCCCCGCCCCCCUCUCGCCCUCGACAAAGAUGGCGGCGCCGGCGGUGGCGGCGGAGGGCCGCGAUCCCGGUACCGCCCGGCUGCGGCCCCGCCCACCCCGCCGGGGACACGCCCCUCCCCGCGCGCCGCCGCCGCCGCCAUGAGCUCGGCACCGAGCGGGCCGCGGCGGAGGCGGGGGGGGGGCGGCGGCGGCGGGACCCCCCCGGCGGCCGAGGACGGGGCCCGGGGCCGGUUCCUCUCGGCCUGGAACAGCGUCCGAUACGGCUGGACGGUGCGACCCAAGACCCAUUUCACAACAAACUCUCCCCCCUCCACCUCCUGGGGCGGGCCUACCGCCCGCGCCGACGAGGAGCUGGACCGUUUCCAGCGGGAUUUCUCCUCCCGGUUGUGGCUGACGUACCGGCGGGGCUUCCCGGCGCUGGCGGGGACCCCCUGGAGCACGGACUGCGGCUGGGGCUGCAUGCUGCGCACCGCACAGAUGCUGCUGGCCCAGGGGCUCGUCCUGCACCUCCUGGGCAGGGACUGGAUGUGGUCCGAGGCGAUGCCGGAGGUGGAGACGGCGGCUGGGUCCCGGCGAGCGAGGGACCCCCCGGGAGGGACGCGGGACCCCCCAGGAGGGACGCGGGACCCCCCAGGAGGGACACGAGACCCCCCGGGAUGGACGCGGGACCCCCUGGGAUGGACGCGGGACACCCCAGUGCAGACACAAGAGCCCCCAGGACGGACACGAGACCCUCCAGGAUGGACACAGGACCCCCCGGCACGGACGCGAGACCCCCCAGGAUGGACUGAAGCCCCCCCCGGCGUGGACGCGGGGACCCCCCGGGCCGGGCAGGGACCCCGCGGGAGGCUGAGCGGCGGCACCGCCAUCGUGGCCUGGUUCGCCGACCACCCGCGGGCGCCUUUCGGCAUCCAUCGUUUGGUAGAGCUGGGUCGGAACGCCGGGAAAAAAGCCGGGGAUUGGUACGGCCCUUCCAUCGUCGCCCACAUCCUUCGGAGAGCGGUGGAAACCUGCCCGGAGACCGGCGGCCUCUCCGUCUACGUCUCUCAGGACUGCACCGUUUACAAAGGGGACGUCGCCGGCCUGGUGCAGGGGGACGCCGAGCGGACGGUGCCGGGGCAGCGCCGCGCCGUCGUCGUCCUGGUGCCGGUGCGGCUGGGGGGGGAGACCCUGAACCCCGUCUACGUGGAUUGCGUCAAGGAGCUGCUGAAGCUGAAAUCCUGCGUGGGCAUCAUCGGCGGCAAACCCCGGCAUUCCCUCUACUUCGUCGGCUUCCAAGACGAUUUCUUGCUCUACCUGGACCCGCACUACUGCCAGCCCUUCGUCGACACCUCCCGGGAGAACUUCCCCUUGCAGUCCUUCCACUGCAGCUCGCCCCGGAAAAUGGCCUUUGGGAAGAUGGAUCCCAGCUGCACCAUCGGCUUCUACGCCGCCGCCGGGCCGGACCUGGACGAGCUCUGCUCCGACCUCACCCGCGUGAGACCCCCCCCCUCGGCGCCGGAACGCUACCCCAUCUUCACGGUGGCGGAGGGUCAGGCGCAGGACCACGGCCUGGAGCCGCUCGGCUCUCGCCCCCCCCCGCCGCCGCCGCCCCCCCGCGCCGGCAAGCGCCCCAAAAAACCCGGCGCCGACGAGUUUGUCUUCCUCUGA